Molecule: messenger RNA, 3246 nt
Organism: Lachnellula hyalina
Lineage: Eukaryota; Fungi; Ascomycota; Leotiomycetes; Helotiales; Lachnaceae
Gene: CDC4
Product: Cell division control protein
Exons: 3
Coding region: 1-3246 (1081 amino acids)
Molecular function (GO): protein binding
Source: RefSeq, a predicted model, not a curated record
AUGGAUCCCCCGGCACGUCCCGUUUCUAAGAGACGUGCUGCGCCGACUCAGAGCAGCAGUUUAGUGUCCUCGCAUAAAUACCCUUCAGACGCUUCGCCGAGUCCUUUUGCCUCGACCCCAAAAUCCAUGCAUACAAACACCACCGAAGUUCUGCGGCCUCGCCCUCACGGCCAAACCGUUGCGAUGGAGUGGGAUGAAGAUAAUGAUACACCGUCGAGUCGCACCUCGAGACUACAGAUAGAGUUAGCGGAGUGUGUCGAGACGAAAACAGUCACUACGACAACUACAACCAAACGCUCUUAUCCUCCCCUACUUUUCCGGCAGAAGGGCCUCGACAUGCUCGAUGCAAAGGAAUAUCCAUUAGCUCUAAAGCCAACCCCGGACGAGCUCAAGAGGAUUUCUUACAAUGUUGACGGCCAGAGUAUGAGCUUCUUCGGGGAUGAAUUUCGAGCUAGCCCUCCCAAGGGUUUUGGUGUCGAUACUUCGACACGCUCUCCAGAUCUUCCCGAAAACAAGCAAAUCGCCCCAGAGAAUAAGCGGGAUUACCAACUCCAAAUUAGUGAGCUCAACGGUGGAAACUUUCGCCGUGCAGAACCUCCGAGUAAGAAGCUAGGUUCCAUUAGAGAGAGAAGAUCCGCAAGAUUAGGGCCAGAGGUAUGGCUGAAUUCUCCAAGCUCUUCGACUGAGAGGCUUCGAAAGCCUAAGAAUACCAAUCUGCAAUCCCAAAAUGGCCACUCUGCUACGACCGAAGAAUCACGGACAAGACAUAAGGGAUUAGGCAUGCAUAUAACGAAACAUGCCUCAUUCCCUGCCACUCCUGACAUGUCCGAACUAGAAAGCUCUGUAAUAGACCGCAGUCGAGCUUUCUCAACCUCAUUUCGUUCAGAUACUCCACAAUCAGGAGUCAGCCAGAACGACUCCUUUGAAGCAAUCAGUGAUAUACCUGAUAACCACCAACAUCAAGAAUCAUUUGCCAAUGCGGUCGCUACACCUCCUAUCGCUGAAUCAGACCUCGAGCCUUUGGAAACAACGAGUGUAGAUUUCGCUGAUAUUACUGAGCAACGACCUCCUAUCAAUACCGCGGCUGCUCAAAACGCAAGUUUACCAAGUCCGGGACUAUCGCCAACAUUUGCAUCUGCGGAACUCGACCAAAUCGAAUUUCCUGGUGUUGACCUUCCUGACGUAGAUGGAGUCUUUGCUGAUAGUCCCGCAACACAACUAGAUGAUAGCCAAGAGACUCUCGGAGACGAUGAGGGUUUCCCAGAUCAAUAUGGGGGAUCAUCAGAAGACGGACAGUUUCGCGCACCUUCACUCAUGGACAGUCAAUCGAUGCUUGAAACCUUCGACUCGAUGCCAAAUGAUAUGAAGACACUUAUGAUGUACCAGCUCUUGCGUCGCUGCUCGAGGAAGACUCUCCACACACUAGCAGACGUUAUUGGCCCCGCACUGAAGUGUGACUUUUUAGAUCAAUUACCGGCGGAAUUAAGCCUUCAAAUCUUAGGCUUCUUGGAUCAUAAGGAUCUUUGUAAAGCCGCCCAGGUCUCAAAGCAUUGGAGAAAUGUUAUUGAUUCGAACGAGACGGGCUGGAAAGAACUCUUUGACCGCGACGGUUUUGCUAUUCCGAUCGGAGAACUAGAGAAGGCAAUUCAUCAAGGUUGGGGAUGGCAAGAUCCUCAUGGCCCAGACGGCUGGGAACAGGACCUAAGUGUUGAGCCUGCUGUGUCAUCAGACGGCGAUGCAAGCUUCACCGCUAGUGUAAAGGUUGAAGAACCUGUGAGAAAGGUUCGUUCUACGACGAAAAGAAAGCGAGUCGCAGGUGGUUCAGCCUCGGAUCGAGCAAAGCGGAGAGCAACAGGGUCUGCUGAAAAGGCACAGUCAUCAAGAGGUUCACAAACUGCCGUAUUCUCCAAAUCAGAAGGCCCGAUGAGUGCUGCGGGUUCCGCUGCUCGUGCUGUACCUGAUCCCCAGCUUGGUUUGGCUAGCUUGCGGAAGCUUCAUCUAUUCAAAUCUCUUUAUCGUCGCCAUUACAUGCUUCAACGUAAUUGGAUGAGUAACGAUGUAGCUCCUCAUCAUUUUGCUUUUCCAGCACACCCAGCGCACGUUAUUACCUGCCUUCAAUUCGACGACGACAAGAUUCUCACGGGUAGCGACGACACACUCAUACACGUCUAUGAUACCAAGACAGGGGCGCUAAGAAAGAAACUUGAGGGUCAUGAGGGAGGAGUAUGGGCUCUGCAAUACGAAGGGAAUGUUCUAGUGUCUGGAUCCACAGAUCGGUCUGUUCGGGUUUGGGACAUUGAGAAAGGCUUGUGUACGCAAGUCUUCCAUGGCCACACCUCUACCGUUCGAUGCCUCCAAAUUCUAAUGCCGGAAAUGACUGGAAAGACCCCCAAAGGCAAGCCGAUUAUGGUCCCGGAGAAACCGUUGAUCAUCACUGGAUCGCGGGACUCUCAACUUAGGGUAUGGAAGCUGCCUGAGCAGGGAUCCAAGCGCUAUAUUCAAACCGGGCCUCCGGCUAACGAUGUCGACUGUCCCUAUUUUCUCCGGACUUUGAGUGGCCAUACUCAUUCGGUGCGUGCAAUUGCAGCUCAUCGAGACACACUUGUGAGCGGCAGUUAUGAUAAUACAGUUAGAGUUUGGAAGAUCUCAACUGGUGAGACGAUCCAUCAAUUGCGGGGGCAUUCGAUGAAGGUGUACAGUGUUGUUCUAGAUCACAAGCGCAAUCGCUGUAUCAGCGGCUCGAUGGAUAACUUUGUAAAAAUAUGGUCUCUCGAGACAGGCGCUUGCUUGUUCACUUUGGAAGGCCACAACUCGCUUGUUGGUUUGUUAGAUUUACGCGAUGAGCGUCUUGUCUCAGCAGCUGCUGACUCAACUUUGAGAAUAUGGGACCCUGAGAAUGGCCAGUGCAAGAGUACAUUAACUGCGCACACUGGUGCAAUUACUUGCUUUCAGCAUGACGGCCAGAAGGUGAUCUCGGGGUCGGAUAGGACCUUGAAGAUGUGGAACAUGAAGACCGGCGAAUGUAUCAAGGAUCUCUUGACUGAUCUUACUGGGGUUUGGCAAGUCAAAUUCGAUGAGCGAAGAUGUGUAGCAGCUGUUCAGCGUGACAAUCUUACAUAUGUCGAGGUUCUCGACUUCGGUGCAUCUCGAGAUGGAAUACCCGCUUCCGAACGCGGCUCACGAAAAUUAGUCAGUUUCGACGACCACAGGUCUUCCGGGAUUGUCGAGGAGGAUGAGGACCCAUGA